This is a messenger RNA of Penicillium nucicola, 2868 nucleotides long. RefSeq names its product tethering complex subunit PEP5. Gene Ontology annotation, molecular function: protein binding; protein-macromolecule adaptor activity. Gene Ontology annotation, biological process: intracellular protein transport; vesicle-mediated transport; vacuole organization. The coding region runs from base 1 to 2868 and encodes 955 amino acids. Lineage: Eukaryota; Fungi; Ascomycota; Eurotiomycetes; Eurotiales; Aspergillaceae. The transcript is spliced from 9 exons. The record is from RefSeq and is a predicted model, not a curated record. Gene Ontology annotation, cellular component: endosome; HOPS complex.
AUGGCCUUAACAUCAUGGAAAGCAUUCAACUUCAUCGACGUCUCGCCGGUGAAGCUACCAGAGGACAGCGCGUCGGUAUUCAAUAGUGACCUCUCGAGUAUAUGUACCGGAUCUGCGAACCUCUUCGUUGGUACUACUGAUGGCUUCGUCCACAUCGUCUCCUCGGCCUUCCGCAUCGUGCGAUCUUUCAAAGCUCAUGAUACUGGCUCGAUCACGCAUAUGAGACAGAUCAACGAUACCGCAUUGCUUGUUACAGUCUCGGAGGAUCUGUCCAAUGAACCGGUUCUUAAAGUCUGGGCGCUGGACACGGAGAAGAAAGACGGCGGGCCGCGCUGUCUGUCUACGGUCUCCGUGCAAAAUGCCAGACGCCAAUUUCCGAUUUCUGCCUUCACAGCCGUUGGAGAUCUCUCACAGGUGGCUGUCGGGUUUGCGAACGGGUCGGUGACGAUCAUCCGCGGCGACUUGAUCCACGACCGGGGUGCGCGCCAGCGAAUUGUCUUCGAGUCCGAGGAGCCUAUUACUGGACUUGAAACUCAAAGCGGAGCUGUCACUACGCUGUACAUCUCUACCACAAGUCGCAUCUUGACAUUGGUUAUCGCCGGGCGAGGCCAGGGCCAACCCGCGCGCGUCUUGGAGGAUACAGGAUGCGGUCUCGGGUGCAUGACGUUAGACAAAGAGGCUGGAGAUAUCCUGAUCGCCAGGGAGGAUGCUGUGUACACAUACGGUCCACGCGGUCGUGGCGCGAGCUAUGCGUUUGAAAGUCCCAAGACAUCUAUUGAUGCCUUCCGUGACUAUGUCGCUCUAGUUUGCCCGCCUAAAGCUGGAACUAGCAAAACAGAUCCACUACGUAAAUACACUGCCAGUCCGGCCGAGGAGAUCUUUGGCACUACGACGUUCACACUCCUCGAUACCGAUUUGAAGUUUAUCGCGCAUAGUGAAGCGCUGGUAUCGCCCAUGAAACAGAUUUUCAUGGAAUGGGGCAAUCUGUUUCUCCUUACUACAGAUGGAAAGAUCUUCCGCUAUCGGGAGAAGACUCUCCAGCAGAAGCUCGAAAUACUUUAUGAGCGCAAUCUUUACAUCCUUGCAAUUAACCUUGCGCAGAAGAUUGGAAUCGAUCCGUUGCAACAAAAUGCUAUCUACCGCAAAUACGGUGACUUCUUGUAUCAACGAGGCGAUUAUGAUACAGCCAUGCAGCAAUAUCUUCGCGCAAUUGAUAGCACAGAGCCAUCACAAGUAAUUCGCAAGUAUCUCGACACUCAACGUAUCCACAAUCUGAUUGAGUAUUUGGAAGAGCUACAUGACCACGGCCGCGCUACAGUCGACCAUACCACACUUCUUUUGAACUGCUACGCGAAGCUCAAGGACACAAGCAAGCUUGACUCAUUCAUCAAGGCUCCUGGUGAGCUAAAGUUUGAUCUUGAGACCGCAAUUGCCAUGUGCCGACAAGGAGGGUACUACGAGCAAGCAGCAUACCUAGCAACAAAGCACGGGGAGAAUGAUAUGGUUGUGGAUAUCUUGAUUGAAGACUCGAAAAAAUAUGCCGAGGCAGUGGAAUACAUCUGGCGAUUAGAGCCUGAGUUGGCUUAUCAUAACCUGAUGAAGUACGCCAGAGUUCUUCUUGCCCAUUGCCCUGAGAGGACAGCUGAGUUAUUCAAAGUUUACUAUGCUGGUCAGUACAAACCACGCACGGAGGUCGAAACAUCAUCCGAACCCCAAGCACAGACAACCAGCACUGUCCAAAGUCUUGCCGCGCUUCUUCCUCUUCGGUACAUGAAUGUUGGGGGUGACGCAAAGGCCGAGGAGCAAUCAAUCAAAAAUGCAGAUACAAAUGGGGAUCAAACUGAAGACUCGCCUCCAGAGUACCAGGUUCCCAAGCCUCGAACAGCUUUCUCCGCAUUUGUGGAUCACCCGAAGGAAUUCAUCGAUUUUCUGGAGACGUUGGCACAGAAGCCCGACCUGACUAAGGAAGCCAAAGUAGACCUUUUCACGACAUUGUUUGAGAUGUACUUGGACACAGCAAAGGGAAAGAAAGAUGCCAGCGAAAAGCAAGAGUGGGAGACAAAAGCGAAGAAGCUCAUUGAAGGAAAAGACAUUCCGAUCUCCACCUCAAAUGUGCUGCUUCUAUCUGAUCUGUCAAACUUCCGAGAAGGGUCAACUCUUGUUCGCGAACAAGAAGGUCUACGCUUGGACAUUUUCCGUUCCUUCACAUCAGCAAAAGACACUCAAGGCGCUAUAAAAGCAUUGAGACGCUAUGGCCCUGACGAACCACAACUCUACGUCGAUGCACUGACCUACUUCGCCUCGAGCCCACAAAUCCUCGAAGAAGCGGGCGACGAGCUAGACGCGGUUCUGCAACGGAUUAAUCAAGAUGGACUCCUCUCGCCACUGCAGGUCAUCCAAGCACUAAGCAAUAAUGCCGUCGUUACAAUGGGCCGUGUGAAAAAAUACCUCAGCGAUAACAUCGAGCGUGAGCGCAAAGAAAUAACAGCCAACCGACGCCUAAUAACAAGCUACAAAACCGAGACCGCCACCAAACAACAAGAACUAGACCAUCUAGCAACCCAACCGGUGGUCUUCCAAUCCCGUCGUUGCCAAUCCUGCGGUGGAACCCUAGACCUUCCAACCGUCCACUUCCUCUGCAGACACUCCUUCCACGAACGCUGCCUCAACAAUGUCGACGAAGACGCACAGUGCCCUGUGUGUGCCCCGACAAAUGCCACUCUCCGUGCUAUUCGACAACGGCAGGUCGAUUCUGCUGAUCAGCACGAUCUUUUCAAGGGCGAAUUGUCACGCUCUAGAGAUCGCUUUGGCGUCGUGAGUGAAUUCUUUGGAAGGGGUAUCAUGAGGCCGCAGAAUACUAUGGAGUAG